Messenger RNA from Hyaena hyaena (striped hyena), 1810 nucleotides. RefSeq names its product PRKR interacting protein 1 (gene PRKRIP1). NCBI's taxonomy places the organism in Eukaryota, Metazoa, Chordata, Mammalia, Carnivora, Hyaenidae. Gene Ontology annotation, molecular function: double-stranded RNA binding; protein kinase binding; protein kinase inhibitor activity. Gene Ontology annotation, biological process: negative regulation of protein kinase activity. The record is from RefSeq and is a predicted model, not a curated record. The coding region runs from base 24 to 584 and encodes 186 amino acids. The transcript is spliced from 6 exons. Gene Ontology annotation, cellular component: nucleolus.
GGCGGGAUAACUGGAAAGCUGUCAUGGCGAGUUCGGCUGCUCCCUCGGUGCGACCGCCGAGGCCCAAGAAAGAGCCACAAGCGCUCGUCAUCCCCAAGAAUGCGGCAGAAGAGCAGAAGCUCAAGCUGGAGCGGCUCAUGAAGAACCCGGACAAAGCAGUUCCAAUUCCAGAAAAAAUGAGUGAAUGGGCACCCCGGCCACCCCCAGAAUUUGUUCGAGAUGUAAUGGGUUCAAGCGCUGGGGCUGGCAGUGGAGAGUUCCAUGUGUACAGGCAUCUGCGCCGGAGAGAGUACCAGCGGCAGGACUACAUGGAUGCCAUGGCUGAGAAGCAAAAAUUGGAUGCAGAGUUUCAGAAGAGACUGGAAAGGAAUAAAAUUGCUGCAGAGGAGCAGACAGCAAAGCGUCGAAAAAAGCGCCAGAAGUUGAAAGAGAAGAAAUUAUUGGCAAAGAAGAUGAAACUUGAACAGAAGAAACAGAAAGAAGGGUCCAGUCUGUCCCAGGAGCAGCCAUCCAGUAGCUCUGAGGAAGCGUCUGGAACAGAGGAGGAGGAGGAAGAGCAGCCCAGCUUUAUCACGGGGCGGUGACAGCAUUUGCUCCGGUGACCCUCUGCAGCCUGGCCCGUGCUGUGACCAGGGCCUCAGGAAACUGUCCACACAACCUGAGGGAGAAGGAGUCUGUGUUUCAACUCAGUUACCCCCUCCCCCCAGCACCUUGCUGGGAAGAAGCAAGUGGGAGCCCCUCCCGAUUGUUCCCAGCCCCGUCUGUCAGCAGGACUCUGAGCCUGUGGGGCAGAGAGGACCGUCUCUUGGACACUUGGGGCCCUGCCAAGCAGAGUGCAUCCAUGUUCCUGCUGAUGGGGGACACGUAAUACCUUCUUCCCCUGGUCCCUGUUCUGAUACUUGGACAGUGAUGAGUUUAAGCUGGUUUCUCUGAAAGAAAAGUUUAGUAAAGAACAGAAACAUUUUAGGUUUUGUUCAGACCUGUGAAGUGUUCUUCAGAGGCUGUAGGGAAGGCUGGGAAAUAGUGUGACAGCGAUGGUCCUGUAACAUGGAGCUGUUUUCCAGGCUGAAGGAAGUGGCCUUGGCUCUGGGGCCAGCAACGCACCACAGGGUGCUUGACCUCCGUUUCCCUCAGCUCAGGGGCAGACCGUACCCUGUAAUACAUGCUGCUGCCUGGCUGCCCCCCCAUCACAGUGUGGAUCGGGAAGCCCCACGCUUGUGCAAAGGGAGAUGUGAGGCUUAACCCAGGGCCGAGCCUUGGGAAGGGCGACUUGGUUUCUAAGAGGGCUUUGGGGAGAACAAUGAAAGACUAGAAAAAUAAGCAGGUUGAGAAUCCAGGCUGGGCUGAGCCAGAGCAGAGUAUGGGGAUCCCUAGCCCAACCAGAAAGUGGGGGGAAUUGGCCAAAACCUGCGUCUUCAUCCUGCGGGAAAGGAGGGCUAAGUAAAGUGGGAGGGGGCCAGGGGCAGCCUUUCAGGCCAGCAGGGGGGACAGAGAUGGUUUGAAUGAGAGCCUUUGCUCACUUUUUGGAUUCUUUAUCUCCAAUUCCAAGUUUCUAAGUAUAUUUUGUGCCUUUUACAGAGUUUGAUAGAAUUAAGCAUAUAGUGGUUUUGAGUGAAAAACUAAGAAGCAUUUGACUUGUUUUUCAUUUCUGCGGUAUGGAUCUUCCUGGCCCCGCCCUGAGCCAGGCGACAUCUGUGAUAACUUAUGUCCUUUAAGCAAUUCAGGCCACAGGAACUUUUCCUUCCUGGGAAGCUGAAAUGGAAAAUCAGCCCCAAUAAAUUAGCACGCCCUGCGGCUGUGUAUUUUGGAA